AUGCCGACCAACACGGCACAUCGACAACCGCGCAGUUGGUUGUACCUCGUCGAGUGUCUACGGGACCCGCCGCGCAGCGACUUUGCGUUCGUGCCGCACCAGUACAUCUCGGCGCCCCUCGAGCUCUCGCAGGUGUCUGAGCUCUCGCAUAGCAACGAGAGCACGCCUGUCAAUUCCCGACCCGAGUACCGCCACAAGCGCCUCGCCCGCCAAUGCAACGCCUUCUUCGCCCUGCACGUCGCUGCCAUGAGCGCGGCAGGUGUCACGUGUACGUGGCUCGCGCUCUUCCCCAUCUCCCCCACUAGCCUCUACAACAUACAAGUCGACGUCUUCCGAGCGCGCCACGAACACGCAGCGUUCUUUUACUGCUCGUGUCGCGACCUGGGGACCGUGCUCGGAGCUGCAGCUGCUGGCUACUGUGGCGACCGCUUCGGGCGCGCGGGUACGUUGGAGCUCGCGGCUCUGCCGUCCCUCGUUGGCUGGGUCCUCGUCGGUGUCGCGUACGGCGAACUCUCGGUUCUCCUUGGACAGUAUUUGCUCGGCACUGCCGCUGGCAUCACCCACGUCAUUGUACCCGUCUACUUGGCGGAAGUGAGUGCUGCGCAUACGCGCGGACGCGUCCUCUGCGCGCAACUAUUCCUCUCUUCCUCGCUCGGCACAAUCAGUUACUUGGCCCUCGGCGCGCUCUUCAUGGCCAUGAGUCGACACUACAUCAGCUUCAAUCUCAACGAGUGGAAAGCACUGGCACUUGCUGGUAUCGUGCCGGCGUUGCUGCUGUUGCUACUCGCGCAAAAACUCCCAGACUCGCCCACGUGGCUCAUUGCCCGCCACGACGACCGGGAAGCGUCGUUUGAAGUGCUGUUCAAGCUCUUUGACCGCGACGAGCGUGUUGCCGAAGACGAGACGAACGCGCUGAUCCACGCAAAAGUCCUGGCGGCAACCGAGAGAUACCAUCAUGGAGCGUUUUUUCGUCCCGUGCUCUUGUGCGCUGCGCUUUUUUCGUUACGUGCGGUGAGCGCCUUUUUGCUUGAGCCUGCGAUCAUCUCGACGCGUGCUCGAGCUCACAGCAGAGAUGUUGGUGCAACGUACACGAACGGCUCGUUUGUCGCCACAAUUCUCGGCGUGGCUGUUGAAAGCACUGAUGAAGGACUUAUGGCCGUGACCAUGACUGUUGCCGUCGCUGCUGCGGUGGGCGUUGGCGCGUGCUACUACUUGGUUGAUACGAGAGGACGGCUCGCGACGCUGCAGUGUGGAUGUUACUUGGUGGUCCUCACUUGUGCGUUUUUGUUCGUGUCCACCUCUAGAAACACGCAGUCAGGCGACGACAGUGGUGUAGCGCUCAGUGAUUCCGGCUGGGCUGCCAUGUUGCUCGCCAAUGCAGGACACCAGCUUGGCCUGGGGGUUUUGCCCGUGAUCUUGGUCGGCGAACUCUUUGCCGUGAAACAGCGCGUCGGUGCUGUGAGCCUCGUUGUGAUCUGGGAAGCAGUUGUCAAUCUUGGACUCACGCACGCACUCCCAAUGAUGCGCGAGUUCAUGCUGCAGCCAGCAUCGACCUUUGACGUUUGUAUCGGAAUGGUCAUGCUGUGCAACGUCGCUGGACUUAUCUUGUCGUGGUGGUACAUUCCCGAAACCAGUCAACGCAGCCUCCAAGAUAUUGAAGCAAUCCUGUGCGGAUGGCGACCUGCUACUCCUCGCCGGACCACGACCUCACACGUCCGGCUCGAAUACGGCAGCAGUGACUAA
Hyaloperonospora brassicae is the source of this 1743-nucleotide messenger RNA. NCBI's taxonomy places the organism in Eukaryota, Oomycota, Peronosporomycetes, Peronosporales, Peronosporaceae. The record is from the annotation of a GenBank genome assembly.